AUGCGUCCGUCGCUCGUGGCAUUGGGCAGAAAAAAAGCGGCGGCAAAAAAGGUCGCGCGCGGUCAACAGGAGGCCGGCAAGAAAGAAGAAGACAAGGGGCCUAAACCAACACCACGCAAGCGUGUUUCUACAGUAAACAAAGAUGCGGAUGUUGCCUCUGCUGGAACCGAGCCCGGUCCGAGUAAAGACGGCACCACUGGCGGCAACGAAGAUCCGGGGCGAGGGAGCGCGAGUCUUGCACUCCCGUCGGCGGAGAUGGAGGGAUCGGCGACGGAGGGAAAUCACGGAGGCGAUCCCCGCGUCGAGCAUGCCGCAACCAAGGAGUCCGAGGCGGCGGCAACGCAACACCAUCUGACGCUGCUCCAGCUGACCGUGGUCGAAGCUUCUGCAGCCGUGCUGGAUAAGGACAAGGUGGGGGAGCACGAGUCGGUGGGGCUGGUCGGUGGCUCUCCACCUUCUGGUGGACGGGGGAGGCGUAUGCAGAGGAAGAGCGAUGGGGAGGACGAUUAUGACACCGCCAUGCCCGGGGACCUCAUUACGCGGGCGAAGAGGCGGCAGAGGACAGGUAGUGCUGACGACGCCGGAGGCGCGGAUGUUGGGACACCGAGAGGCGCCAAUGAAGCUAGUGGCAAGGCGGGUGGUCAAGCAUUGCGCCAAAAGGGCCGACCCGCAGCAAGAAAAGCAUCUGGCGGAAGGAGAGGCAAGAAAGCAGCGACGGGAACAAAGCCGGAACGGGGCGAUGAAGACCCCGGUGCGGAGGAGGAGGAGGAUCAGGAGGAGGAUGCGAAGGGAGAGGAGGAUGAAGAUGAGGAGGAGGAGGAUGAGGAGGAGGAGGAGGAGGAGGAGGAGGAGGAGGAGGAGCAGGGUGACGACGAGGAGGAGGAUGUGGAGGAGGAGGAGGAGGAGGAGGAGGAGGCAGCGGAGGAGGAUGAGGAGGAGGAGGAGGAGGAGGAGGAGGAGGAGGAGGAGGAGGAGGAGGAGGAGCAGGGUGACGACGAGAAGGAGGAUAUGGAGGAGGAGGAGGAGGAGGAGGAGGAGGAGGAGGAGGAGGAGGAGGAGGCAGCGGAGGAGGAGGAGGAGGAGGAGGAGGCGGCGGAGGAGGAGGAGGAGGAGGAGGAUGUGGCGCCAGUGAAGGGACGGGGCGGGCGUGGCAGACGGGUGAGUGGUACAGGGAAGGAGGGGAGCAGGACUCGCCCUUCCCGAAAACGCGGGGCAGUUGACGCUGCGCGCGGCCAAGCAUCGGGCAAACCGAAGGCGCGUAAGGUGAAGGUCGAAAGUGAAGGGGUUGGCAAAAAGCAAGGGAGCCAGGGAGCAAAAGGGGAUGGAGGAGGAAAGGGUGGCCACGCCAAAGGGGUUCCAGUGGGUACCAACAAGAAAGAACCUGCCGGUGAAAGUGCGGAGCACGAGCAGUUUGUUACACGUGAGGAGCUCCAGGCGCUGCGGUCUGAGAUGUACGCCAUGUUUGCACAGCUCGGCCUGCGUCGUGGAGUACCUGCCAGCUAUGCCGGCGGGUCGGCAGCCCUGCCUAUGGCUGGUACCCCGCCGCCGAUGAGCGCCGUGGACAAGGCACGAGUGCUAGUGUUGCAGGAGACAAACCCAUUCCCGGUAUGCGGCGGGCCACAUGGGGAGGGUUGGGGUUGA
Messenger RNA from Closterium sp. NIES-65, 1641 nucleotides. Lineage: Eukaryota; Viridiplantae; Streptophyta; Zygnematophyceae; Desmidiales; Closteriaceae. The record is from the annotation of a GenBank genome assembly.